UUCCCUCUGCCUGGCCCGAGUGGGCUCGCCUCCUUGCUUCUCGACUCUGCGCUGUCCGCCCGGGACCCAACGAGCUUCAGGAUGAUCUGGAAAAGCCUGCCAGUGCUCGCCCUGUUGGCCAUCGCCUGGGUCCACGCUGAGGAAGAAACAAAAAGCAAAUCCAAAAUCUGUGCCAAUGUGUUUUGUGGUGCAGGCCGGGAGUGUGCAGUCACUGAGAAGGGAGAGCCAACCUGUCUUUGUAUUGAGCAAUGCAAACCUCACAAGAGACCUGUGUGUGGCAGCAAUGGGAAGACUUACCUCAACCACUGUGAACUGCACCGUGAUGCCUGCCUCACCGGAUCCAAAAUUCAAGUGGACCAUGAUGGGCACUGCAAAGAGAAGAAACCAGCAAGUCCAUCUGCAAGCCCAGUGGUAUGCUACCAGUCAGACCGAGAUGAGCUCCGGAGGCGCAUCAUCCAGUGGCUGGAGGCCGAGAUCAUACCUGAUGGCUGGUUCUCUAAGGGAAGCAACUACAGUGAAAUCUUAGAUAAAUAUUUUAAGAGUUAUGAUGAUGGAGACUCCCGCUUGGACUCCAAUGAGUUUCUGAAAUUUGUGGAACAGAAUGAAACAGCCAUCAACAUCACCACCUAUGUCAACCAAGAGACCAACAAGCUGCUCAGGGGACUCUGCAUCGAUGCUCUCAUUGAGCUCUCAGAUGAGAAUGCUGAUUGGAAACUCAGUUUUCAUGAAUUCCUCAAGUGCCUCAACCCUUCUUUCAACCCUCCUGAAAAGAAAUGUGCCCUGGAAGAUGAAACCUAUGAGGAUGGAGCUGAGACCCAGGUGGAAUGUAACCGCUGUGUCUGUGCCUGUGGGAACUGGGUCUGUACUGCCAUGACCUGUGAGGGAAAGAAUCAGAAAGGGCAGCAGCCUAAUGAGGAGCUGACUGAAGAGGAGCUGACCAGAUAUGUCCAAGAACUACAGAAGCAUCAGGAGACAAUGGAAAAGAAUAAGUCGAGCACCAAAGAGAUAUAACAGAAGCUUCCAGCCCCUGAAGAAGGAACCCAGGGAUUCUGCCUCCCGGCAGGUUCGACCUGUGCCCAUUUACUUCAGUGCUGAAUACCAUAUACACAAGUGUCUGCUACAGUCUCCAAAUCACCAAUAUUUACAUUAUAUAAUGAGUUUUUUUCACUUA
Messenger RNA from Gracilinanus agilis (Agile Gracile Mouse Opossum), 1171 nucleotides. It is a transcript of the gene FSTL1, whose product is annotated as follistatin like 1. The record is from RefSeq and is a predicted model, not a curated record. The coding region runs from base 82 to 1011 and encodes 309 amino acids. The transcript is spliced from 11 exons. NCBI's taxonomy places the organism in Eukaryota, Metazoa, Chordata, Mammalia, Didelphimorphia, Didelphidae. Gene Ontology annotation, biological process: cell differentiation; regulation of BMP signaling pathway; multicellular organism development. Gene Ontology annotation, molecular function: protein binding.